Mercenaria mercenaria is the source of this 615-nucleotide messenger RNA. RefSeq lists its product as uncharacterized. Lineage: Eukaryota; Metazoa; Mollusca; Bivalvia; Venerida; Veneridae. The record is from RefSeq and is a predicted model, not a curated record. The transcript has a single exon. Bases 1 to 615 code for a protein of 204 amino acids.
AUGGAAAACUCGAGAAUCACUGUUGCAAUUUUAGGACACAGUUUUAUUCGUAGGCUUGAUGAUAGCUUUCGCCGUCAGAUACUGCCUGCCAACUACGACCUGAAGGAAUGUUCGGUGAUCCACAGGGGACUUGGUGGACUCUUGGCUUGUGAAAACUAUAACGGUCUUCGAACCUGUACUAACUAUUUCAAACACAAGUUCGACAGCUUUCUAAACACACACAAGCCUCGUGUUGUUGUGCUACAGCUAGGGGAAAAUGACAUUGACUCGGGAAUACAGCCACUUGAAGUAGCCAGUACAUUGGAGGAAAUAGGUUUAAUGUUGCUGAAAGAUUAUAACGUUGGACAUGUUGUAAUAUGCGAAUUAUUCACACGUCUGAAGCCGAAAAAUACAACAGAUGAACAGUACGAGUCGAAACGGGUCCAAGCAAAUCAAAUACUUAAAACCCUACUGGAAGGUCACAAACACAUCCGUUAUUGGAACCACAGGCGAAUAUUCCGAGCCCAAACACAAAUCUUUGCUAAGGACGGAAUCCACCUGGGCCCAUUUGGACAGAGACGCUUCUACAGGUCGUUGCGGCAUGCUAUUAUGACGGCGGUCAGACAGGCCACAUAA